Molecule: messenger RNA, 1605 nt
Organism: Ilex paraguariensis (yerba mate)
Lineage: Eukaryota; Viridiplantae; Streptophyta; Magnoliopsida; Aquifoliales; Aquifoliaceae
Source: the annotation of a GenBank genome assembly
AUGGAGGGGUUUACAUCAGCGACGGACCAGCAGAGCAUGGUCUCCUCCUUCCUCGAGAUCGCCGUUGGCCAAACCGCUGAUACUGCCCGCCAAUUCUUACAGGCCACUCAUUGGAAGCUUGAGGAAGCUAUUCAGCUCUUUUUUGUAGGAAAUGAGGGUGGGGCAGUGGCACAACCUUCAUUUUCUAUACCAGUAGAAAAUGAUAGACCCCUACCUGAUCAAAGUUUAGGUGAAUCAACAAAGGAUGUGGUAGAGGAAAAUGUGAGACAAGAUGAUGGGAAUGAAGUUCGCGCACCUUUGCCAGUAAAAAGAGAGAUUCUGUAUGAUCAUGCAAUGCUUUAUGGAGCAUCGAGAACAGGAGAUCCAUCACAUGAAGCUCGUCCUGUAGUUCCCUUCCGCAACUUUAAUGAGGAAAUGAAACGUCCAGGGAUAUGGGGAGCAGAACAAGGUGCCACAUCUACAACGGAUCAAUCUCGGGUUAAUCUUGCUUCUAUGUAUCGUCCUCCUUUUGCUUUGAUGUACCAUGGACCUUUCGAAAAGACACUUCCUAUGAUCUUGGCUUAUGGCAACUUUAGGAUUGUUUAUUGUGCUGGAGGAGUCAAGGAUAUAGUGAAUGAGUGUUCCUUUUUCUUUAGUAGUUUUGUCACUGACCACACUUCUUUUUUGAGUUUCUCUUUGUUCGGAGUGGCCUUACGUGUAGAGAAUAAAUUGGAGAGAAGUUGGGUUGCAGUAUUUCUUUAUCUGUGGGAAUGGAAUGUGUGGCUUGGUUGGGAUAUACAUUCAUGGGAUCUUAAAGGGAAUGGGUUAGUUGAGCAGAAUGGUUAUGGUGUGAUCGGUGAUAAAACAUGGGAUGUAAUUGCUGUGUCUAAUGAAUUUGGUUCCAAUUCCGUGGGAUUGCCUCGCAGAAUAUGGAUGGUGGAGUUCUGCAAGUUUUGUUUUAAAGAAAGAUUUACGAUCCUUGGAAGAAGAUCCAAGAAGCUAUGGCGAAGAACUGGAGAAAAAUUUAAUGUUGUGCUGUAUCCUUUUGAGGCUAAAGAUGCUGCUAAAGUCCAGGACAAAUGGCUUUUGGUAAACUUGCAAUCCACCAGGGAAUUCAGCUCCCAUAUGCUUAACCGCGACACCUGGGGAAAUGAAGCUGUUGCUCAAACUAUUAGGACUAAUUUCAUCUUUUGGCAGGUGUCUGAUGAUACGGAAGAGGGCAGUAAAGUAUGUACCUAUUACAAAUUGGAUUCUGCUCCUGUAAUUCUUGUCAUUGACCCUGUCACGGGCCAGAAAAUGCGCUCAUGGCGUGCAAUGAUACAACCAGAGAGUUUGCUGGAGGAUCUGUUACCAUUUAUGGAUGGUAGUCCCAAGGAUCAUCAUGUCAGCCUCUCUCAUAAACGUCCAAGAGAAACUUCUCAGGCUUCUCCACCGAAAACUCAAGUUGAAGAAGGAAUGAGAUGUGGAGAACAAGGUACAAGGGAAACUAUGGGAAAUCUCACCUGGGAGCAGUCUGUACUUUCACAAGCAGAGGAGUUGAAGCCAGCUGAGCAGAAGAUUUUUGCAGACUUGCAGUUACCAAAAGUUGUGGGAUAUACUGAGAAGAGAAGCAAAUCACAGGUGUGA